Prunus armeniaca (apricot) is the source of this 924-nucleotide messenger RNA. NCBI's taxonomy places the organism in Eukaryota, Viridiplantae, Streptophyta, Magnoliopsida, Rosales, Rosaceae. The record is from the annotation of a GenBank genome assembly.
AUGGAUGUCUUCAGUUUUGGGGUGUUAGUUCUUGAAAUUGUAAGCGGUAAAAAGAUUGGUAGUUUCCGAUAUGGCGAAAAUGAAGUGGACCUGUUAACUUAUGCCUGGAGAAAUUGGAGGGAGGAUACAAUUGAAAACAUCAUAGAUCCCGUGUUGACAGCAAGUUCACGAAUCGAAACGAUGAGAUGCAUCCACAUUGGUUUACUGUGUGUGCAAGAAAAUGUGGUAGACAGGCCAACGGUGGCUUCAGUUGUAUCCAUGCUUAACAGCCAGUCUCUCGCACUUUCAGUACCGUCGCAACCUGCAUUCUAUAUUCAUUACAAGACUGGAUCAGACAUAUCGACAUUAACCGAGUCAGACCAAUCCAAAAGCCUCUCGAGUAGAUUAAAGUUUUCAGAUUCCUAUUGCUUUCAAUUCGAGAUACGAAAUGAGAGGAACUCAAACAGGAGCGCCGUGAUCAUUGUUAUGCCAACUGUUGGUCUUGUGAUAAUUGUUAUCAUAAUUGGUGUCAUUUUGAGAAUGAGGAAGCCAAAGAAACAUGUUGAAAGUAGAAGCGCAGAAUCCUUACAAUUCGACUUUGGCACAAUUCGAGCUGCGACAGAUAACUUUUCUGACUCAAAUAAGCUCGGGCAAGAUGGAUUUGGUGCAGUUUACCAGGCCUGCCAAUGGGCAAGAAAAAUAGCGGUGAAAAGGUUAUCUAGAGAUUCUAGACAAGGAGAUCAAGAAUUUAAGAAUGAGGUGUUAUUAGUGACUAAGCUUCAACACCAAAAUUUAGUUAGGCUUCUAGGUUUCUGUUUAGAAGGAAAUGAAAGGCUUCUUGUGUAUGAGUUUGUUCCUAAUGCAAGUCUUGAUCAGUUCAUUUUUGGUACGGUUUUCGUUCUCUCCCACUGUCUGCAUAAUAUCCCAUUAAGUGCUAACUUCUAG